Messenger RNA from Clupea harengus (Atlantic herring), 2392 nucleotides. RefSeq names its product interferon regulatory factor 9 (gene irf9). The transcript has 10 exons. The record is from RefSeq and is a predicted model, not a curated record. NCBI's taxonomy places the organism in Eukaryota, Metazoa, Chordata, Actinopteri, Clupeiformes, Clupeidae. Gene Ontology annotation, molecular function: RNA polymerase II cis-regulatory region sequence-specific DNA binding; DNA-binding transcription factor activity, RNA polymerase II-specific; protein binding. Bases 173 to 1660 code for a protein of 495 amino acids. Gene Ontology annotation, biological process: immune system process; regulation of transcription by RNA polymerase II. Gene Ontology annotation, cellular component: nucleus.
CCUUGUGUGAUACAUCGUUCAGACAUCUGUCCAAUUUUACUGUCCACGAAUGAGAUAUCAUAGCCAUACUAUUUAUUUCAGAUUCAGAGAGAUAUCCUUCUGGUGCACAACGGGAAUUUACUACUUAACUGCCUCAAAUAGUAAAAUAAAAAUAGCAAAUUUUGGUAAAUAAAUGCACCAAAUCAGUGACCUGUCCAUAAGGAUUAAACAGCCCCAUCUAGCGAUGGUAAAAGAUACCUACUUUGGAUUUCCGCGAUGUCACGUGAUUUCUGGGAAAGGGCAAGUCUACUUCAAAACAGCUGAGGUCUGGGAGACUGGGGCUUCCCUGACAGUGAGGUUGCUAGCAGUCCAGUUCUAUCCUGACGAAGGAUCCGAAGCUGCGUCUGAUAUGCCUUCAGGAAUUCGGUCAACGCGCCGGCUUCGCUCAUGGAUGGUGGAGCAGGUGAGCAGUGGAAGGUAUCCAGGUCUGAUGUGGGAUGACCAGGCCAAGACUAUGUUCCGCAUCCCAUGGAAACAUGCAGGCAAACAAGAUUUUCGUAGCGAAGAAGAUGCUGCCAUUUUCAAGGCUUGGGCUGAGUUUAAGGGAAAGCUGACUGAUGCUGGCCGCUCCGACCCGGCAUCUUGGAAGACUCGUCUUCGCUGCGCGCUCAACAAGAGCCCUGAGUUCUGUGAGGUUGCAGAAAGAUCACAGCUGGAUAUAUCAGAGCCGUUCAAAGUGUAUCGGCUGGUACCAAUCUCUGAGCAAGGGCUGGGGAAUGUCAAAACAGGCCAGAUGAAGGAGGUCUCCGGGAGGAAGAGGAGGAGGAGGAGCCACAGCGAGGAUAGCGAGGAGGAGCUCUCAGCCAAGAUGAUAAAGGAACAAGUCACAGCCGUGCACGAAAUCAACAUGGAAAUGGAAGCUGUCACUGAGGUCAACACCCAAGUUAUAGAAGUCACUGCGCCCACAGUCACCAUGAAGACUGAUGGCCUCAACGAAAUCCAGUUGAACGUUACAAUUGAGACUUCACCCGCUGCCUCCACGGUGCUCCACUCCUUCCUGGUUUCUGUGCAGUACCUGGGCCAGGAGAUGCUCAGGCGUGAAGUUCAGGACAAGGACAUCCGAAUCUCCUAUAUGCCUGUGGCUCCAGUCCCGCCCCCCCCAUCAUCUCAGACCACUUUCCACCGGAUCCCCCUUCCAGAUCCUCCCAUCUCAAUGGCGUCUGAACCAGCCAUGCAGGCCAUCUCCACUCUGCUGCCCUUUAUGGAGAAGGGUGUGAUGCUGACAUCCACAGGAAGCGGGGUGUAUGCCAAGCGCUGCUGCCAAGGGCGGGUCUUUUGGAGGGGGCCUCAUACUCCCUCCUCCACCUCCCCCAAUAAGAUGGAGCGCACUGUGGAGCGAGUGAUGGUGUUCAGCAGGAAGGCAUUUAUAGAAGAACUGCAAAACUAUCAAACUUCUGGGGGACCGCCUCCACAGACCAGCAUCACCAUGUGCUUUGGGGAGGAGCUUCUUAAUACAGAUGACCCUGCCGCUAAGCUCAUCACUGUGAAUAUCUCCUUUCCUUGGGCAGAACAACAGAUCAAGGAGGUAGAUACGCUCAGGGAGUCUGUGUCCAUCUUUCAAAACCUAGCCAACCAGUCACCACAUGGAGAAGUCACUCUCAAUCUCAUUCAGAUACCUUAGCCUUAAAGCUAUCAUUCCUGAGUGACAGCCCAGAACCCUGGUCUAUCAAUGGAAGCAUUACCUACGGCACAAGCACUACAUGUUACCCUUCAGGAAGAAACCAAGUUUGUUAAUGCACUUUCCACAGAGUGGUUUACCCCAGACAAACACAUUUCCCAGAUCUUCUGGGGAAAAAGGGGCAAAGAAAUAACACUUAACUAGGAACCCCAAACUUCUCCCAACCUGAAGCACUUCAGCUGUUUUGUACUGUCCUACUUCUCAGAAGAAUCAGGCUGGUUUAUUGAGUGACGAAGGUGAGAAAAUAUGGACAUGAAUGACCACUAUUGUCAACCGCCACAUUCUACAUAUUAAUAGGCAUCACAUUCAGAGCAGUCUCUGUAGAAACUGUUGAAUGAGAUGAAUUGGUGUUCAUUUGUGUUCUCGUGCUAGAAGCAGAACAGGAGGGGAGAGAGAAUGCAAACCUUGAUUUCUGACUCUAAUGUGGCACGAAUGUGUAUAUAUGACCUAAUGCAUCACUCACUAACCAUGACUGCAUUUCAAAAUGUAUAAUUGUACUUUGUGAAAAUACCUGUGAUUAUGAUAGUGUUCUUAAUGAUGAUUAGAAUUACUGUUGUGUUUAUUAGUAAGGGUAGCAUGUCCUUUUUGGUGACUAUUACAAGUUUAGUGAUUGAUCAUGGCUAUUGCAAUCCCAUGAAUGUCUUUUUUUAUUAAAGGGUUUACAGCAAAGAUCCA